CACAUGUUCAAAGUUUUAAUAUGAGAAUUGUUCAUCUCAGUGAUUUCGAAUUAAAAAUGUUCAACAUUCAAUUCGUCCUGUAAAAUGAAGCGUUCAUCGCUAACCACCUUCAAUCAGCGAUAGAGAGAACAAUCUAGCGGCGGGAUAAAGUCUAAUCUUCAAGUAAAAUGAAUAUUUCGAACGUUCAUUUUGAGUAUACCCACUUCUGAAUAUGUAAUGGGAACUAAAUAACCUAUUCAAAGAGAGCACAGGCAUGUCAAAAUAUGGAGCUCUUACAGGGCCCAAAAGAGUAGCCAACCUUCUUACACAAAAGCUGCCACUGCAAAUCUUCAGAUUCCAAUAUCAAACCAAGAUGGCCGUGAAUGUUCAUAAAUGAGCGUUCUUCCGCAAAAAUGAGUAAAUUCACGCAGAAACAAGUCAAAUACGUGUUUACAAACGAGGGAUCGUAACGACUGUAAACAUAAAUCACUUUACAUAAUUUGAAUUCACAGGUAUAGGCUGCUCAUUGGUACCUAAUAGCUCCAUGACCUAAUCCCAAAAAUACCGACAUGUCGCGUACUAUCCCUAAAUAGGUGCUGUAGUAUAGGAACUUUUCAAGGGGAAUCAUUAAGAGAUCUUGCAUGUUGAACUUUGUUAACGAUGAAUAAAUGCUACCGUACCAAUUGACGAUGAUGCGGUUGAGCAGAAUUUUGUACUUGCAACGUGUCACAGCCCGUGGCGGUUUGCUUUUGUAUUGCCUCAUUCAAAUUUUGCCGAUCAAUGGAGAACCUUUUGACUUUGGCUACUGGAAGAAGAACUGGAGCGAAUGUUUAGAGGAACAUAAAAUUAUCCCAGAUGUGAUCGCCAAAAAGCCACCAAAUUGGUUAGAGGCAUGCUACGUCAUAUAUUCCGUCAGCUAUGGCAACCACCUGUCUCAGUUUUACAUAGAUGAACCUCCAAAUGACAUGAAAUGGAAACAUGAGAACGAUUCGGAAUAUUUCACCGCACUUUUAACGGGUCCAGAUGCACCGGUGGAUUUUGACCCAUCAGAGCGGGAGUGGCUACACUGGCUAGUUGUGAAUAUUCCAGGAAAUAACUACAGGAAAGGAGAAGUUCUAACUGAAUACGAGGCUCCGGGGGACUGCUAUGCCACAGGUCGUCACCGUUACGUUUUUGUCGUCUUUAAACAACCGGGAAAUAAGAAAAUGAAAUUUCAUGAGACAACAAUUUCUAAAGGAGAAAAAGAUGAAAACAGGAGAGCCAAGUUUUCAACGUUGGGUUUUGCGAAAAAACACGGCCUGGGCGACCCAUGGGCAGCAAACUUUUUCAUAACAGAUUUAGAUGAUUUGUUUUCAGACGACAAUAUACAACCAUUAUAGACCUUAAAGAAUUUUAAAGAAACAAAAUCUAUUGUUAUCAUUUGAAUGUUAUUAAUUUUAUGAUUUUUUUUUGUAAAAAAUGAACAAUAAUAAAAUUACAAGAGGUUACUGAUUAAACUAAAA
Messenger RNA from Bemisia tabaci, 1481 nucleotides. NCBI's taxonomy places the organism in Eukaryota, Metazoa, Arthropoda, Insecta, Hemiptera, Aleyrodidae. The record is from RefSeq and is a predicted model, not a curated record.